GCUCGCCUCAAUGUUGCAGCCAGCCUGGUGUGUCAGAUCGCUAGAAAGCUGGAGGGAGGCAGGUCGAGUGAGCUGCUGGGCUUCCCAAUACAUAGGCGACAUAGAAAGAUAGAUAUAUAAAUACAUUAAAAACAAUUGAGUAUAACGAGAAAGACACACAGGCGGAUGGACGGACGUACUAUAGGCAAGUGUUGCGAUUAACCUUUUUUCCCCCUCUCUCUCGCUGUAUUUAUUUAUUUAUUUAUUAAUUGAUUUUAAUUAGUGUGUGACACGCGGGAGGGAGGAGCAUCAGGAUCAGGUGUGUGUGUGUGUGUGUGUGCGUGCGUGCGCAGUUUUGUUUGUUUGUUUCUUAUCGCCUUUUUAAGUAAUACAUUUUUUUCCUCCCAUAUAGCAGCGAAAUAGUCCCACCAAAUAGCUCCAACCCAAAUAUAACCGCGCGAAAUAAGACUUUUGUAAAGUAAAAUGUUGAAAUAGUUGUGUUGCUUUAUUAACCGAAGCUAACUGACUGUUUUCGUGCCUUCCGGGCGCUUGAGUAGAAAAAGACGCGGGGACUUGAUUCCCGGCGAGCGGCUCCUCCGUCCGUCUGUGUGUCUCCGUUGAAGAAAGAACUCCAUUGUGUGCACCUUGAUGCCGGCUUGAAGUCAGUAAAAAGCAAAGAAAGUGUCGGGCUGCUUUCAUGUGUACGCACCAAGCGAGCCGCCUCCACCAAGCCGAAGACUCCCCGCAUUAUUCUUACUACUUGCGGCCGAAGAAGGAAGAGCAUGUUCGUCCCGCUGCCGGUGCCGUUGGUGUUCCAGAGAGCUGCCCCCGCAGACCUCAGCGCCUGGCGUCUCAAGUCCCCGCUGGCUCUGCGCUCCAACUCCGAUGCCAGGAUGUCAAGGCCAGCUGAGGUUGACAAACUAGGGUCCGACUCACCACUGGAUAGCACAGAAUCAGAGCGCAAUGGAUCUGAAUCGAAUCACCAGGCCCAGUCAAUGAAGGUUAAUCCAUUCUCCCUGUCGUCGAGCCUCAGCAGCAGCAAGAACAAGAUGGAAGAGUGUGGCGACAUGACCCACUCCCACGGCCCGACCCCCUCCCAGACGGCCCUGCAACACACGCAGCUCAUGCUGACCGGCUCCCAGAUCGCAGGGCUCACGGCUCUGUUGCCGCCGCAGCAGCAGCUUUUGUUGCAGCAGGCCCAAGCGCAGCUCCUGGCCGCCGCCGUGCAGCAGUCCAGCGCAGCGCACGCCGCUCACGCCGCCCACGCUGCCGCCGCGGCCAAUCAGCAAGCUCAGGCGGCCGCCGCGGCCAAUCAGCAAGCCCAGCAGCAGCAAACGCAGCAGGCGGGACAAACAGGCCAGCAGCAGGCGCAGGGUCAGGGACAGAACACGCAGGAACACACUACCCAAAGCGUCCCUGCCCCGCCUCCUCCACCCCAGCUUACCCUUUCUCAGCCAAUCCAGCUCACCGCCCAGGACAUCCAGCAGUUGCUGCAGCUCCAGCAGCUGGUUUUGGUGCCCGGGCACUCACUCCCGUCUCCUGCCCAGUUCCUCCUCCCGCAAGCGCAGCAGGGACAGCAAGGACUCCUGUCGACACCAAAUCUUAUUUCGCUACCUCAACAAAACCAAGGGAGCCUGAUGUCUGGUCCAGCUAGACUGGGACUGCAAUCGCAGCGAGACAAGAGCAUGGAGAUGAGCGGCGGAGUAGGAGGCAUGACCACGGUGUCGUCUGUGACCUCUCACGCCGAGGAGCCCAGCGACUUGGAGGAGCUGGAGCAGUUCGCCCGCACUUUCAAGCAGAGACGCAUCAAACUGGGCUUCACGCAGGGAGAUGUGGGCCUGGCCAUGGGGAAGCUGUAUGGCAACGACUUCAGCCAGACCACCAUCUCUCGCUUCGAGGCCCUCAACCUGAGCUUUAAGAACAUGUGCAAGCUGAAGCCGCUGCUGGAAAAGUGGCUCAACGACGCGGAGACCAUGUCCAUAGACAGCACCCUGCCCAGCCCCAGCUCACUGUCCAGCCCCUCGCUGGGCUACGACGGGAUGCCCGGCCGCCGCAGGAAGAAAAGAACCAGCAUCGAGACGAAUGUACGCAUUGCCCUGGAGCGUGCUUUCUUGACGAACCAGAAGCCUACCUCAGAGGAGAUUCUGCUGAUCGCUGAGCAGCUCAACAUGGAGAAGGAGGUGAUCCGGGUGUGGUUCUGCAACCGCCGGCAGAAGGAGAAACGCAUCAAUCCCAACAGCGCCACCCCUCCCCUGCCCAGCCAGCCCGCCGUGACCCCGCCCGCCCACAAGCCCCCGUGCUACAGCCCUCACAUGAUAUCCAGUCAGCUGUCGCAGGCGGUGAGCAGUCUGAGUAACACAACGGCGGCGACCACCAUCUCCUCCAUCUGCCCUCUGACCUCCAGCCUCACCUCCCGCACCUCCAGCCACCCUUCCUACAGCUCUGCCCCUUCCCCUGUGACUCCUCCCCCUCCAGCUGCACCUCCUGUUGGUCCUCUGCCCCCCCGCAGCACGGCCAGCCCCGCCACUUCCAGCCACGGCACGCUCAAUCUGAACGCUGGCUUGUGGCGUAUGGGGAAAAAGAACGGCGACAUGGCGAGCUACAUCACCGACUUUGCUGCAAACCUGAGGAACACUGUGAUGGGAGUUAACACAGGGAUGAACCAAGCUCUUCUGGGUAACAAUCCCCUCGCCACUAUUCAAGCCCUAGCGGCCAGUGGUGGCCAGCUGCCUCCUUCUAGUCUGGACUGCGGCAGUAAGAUGAUGCUGGGGGCGUCGGGCGGCCAGGCGGGGGGUCUGGCGUCCUCCCUCUUCCUCAACCACCCCGCCUUCCUCCACCUGGGCCAGAACCCCGGCGCCGCACUGGUCAGCGCGGCCGUCGCCAAAGCCUCCCUGCACUCCCCCUUCGCCCCUUCGGCCAGCAGCAUCAGCCCCUCCCUCUGCUCCCCUUCCCCCUGCUCGAGCCCCGCCUCCUCCUGCUCCUCCAUCGAAAUGGCGCACAGCCCCCCCUCCCUGGGCGGGGCCAAGAUGGAGUGACGGCGGCCAGCGAGCGGCCAAUCAGCGAGGAGGGGGGAAGAAAGAAGGAAGGAAGUAAGAAUCUCGCCUUUCACACCAAAGCUAGCUCUUCUCGUCUCUUGCGCUCUUCUUCCGGCACCUCUUCACGCCGCCCCUCCUUCCCUCGCCGUCUUUCCAUGCCAAAAACCCACAGAAUGAAGGAGGGAGGGAAGGGGGGAGGGAUGGAAACGGGCGGAAAUGACGGGAAGACUGAAACCAAAAAUGAUUCCUGGAGCCAAAGGGUCAUCACGGCCACAGCAACACUGACUCUUUAAGACGAGCAGAGAAGCCUGAAACCAAAAAUGACUCAACGUGGCAAAGAAUUCAAAAAAGGAGGAGUCCUUUUUUUUCUUCUUUUUUUUUUUUUACUUUAAAAUGCUGCGGAUCUGACGGGAGAGAAGGAGACGUUUAAACCAAAAAUAUAACCUAAGAAGAAGAAGGUGAGGAGGAGGCGGCGGUGAUGGAACACACAAUGACAAAGAAAAAAAAAAGAGACAAGACAACCAUACCAAAAUCCCAAAUACCAAAAAUACGGAGAGAAAAGCUUUAUUCAAAAAGGACAUGUAAAUAAAUACUGAAGCUAU
This is a messenger RNA of Nerophis ophidion (straightnose pipefish), 3616 nucleotides long. It is a transcript of the gene pou2f2b, whose product is annotated as POU class 2 homeobox 2b. Lineage: Eukaryota; Metazoa; Chordata; Actinopteri; Syngnathiformes; Syngnathidae. The coding region runs from base 762 to 3014 and encodes 750 amino acids. Gene Ontology annotation, molecular function: DNA-binding transcription factor activity, RNA polymerase II-specific; RNA polymerase II cis-regulatory region sequence-specific DNA binding. The transcript has 16 exons. The record is from RefSeq and is a predicted model, not a curated record. Gene Ontology annotation, cellular component: nucleus. Gene Ontology annotation, biological process: regulation of transcription by RNA polymerase II.